AUGUCCGUCCCCAACAUCACCACCAUCUCCCCCAUAACCAACCGACCCAUCCUCAACCGCACGGGCGCCAACCCCGAAGACAUCGUGGGCAUCGCCGAAUCCGCACAAUCAGCCUACCGAUCCUUCUCGACAUCCACGACCCUCAAACAACGUCAAGACAUCGUGACCCGCGCCCUCACCAAGCUCGAAAAACGAAAAGAUGACCUCGCCAGACAACUCACCGAGCAAAUGGGGCGGCCCAUCUCCUACACAGGGAUCGAAGUCGCCACGGCCAUCAAGCGCAGCCACUACCUGAACCGCAUCAGCGACUCCGUCCUCGGCGAAGAAGGCAUCGUACCGGGGGAAGAAGAAACGGGCUUCAAGCGAUACAUUAAGCGCAAGCCCGUCGGCGUAGUACUGAUCAUCUUCGCCUGGAACUACCCCUACCUUGUCCUCGUGAACAGCUUAAUCCCCGCGAUCCUGGCAGGUAAUGCCGUGAUUCUGAAACCGUCGCCGCAGACGCCCACUGUCGCGGAGGAAGUCGCCAAUGCGUUCCAUGAAGCGGGGCUGCCGGAGAAGGCGCUUCAGUAUGUCCAUUCUGGGUCUCCGACGUUACUUGAGAGUCUGGUUCGUUCUAGUUGUGUGAAUCAUAUUUGUUUUACGGGCUCCGUGGAGGGCGGACUAGCUACGCAGAAGGCCGCCUCUGAUCGCAUCGUCAACGUUGGAUUGGAGCUCGGGGGUAAAGAUCCCGCGUAUGUGCGCGACGAUGUCGAUGUCGCCUGGGCGGCUGGGGAGAUUGUCGACGGGGCGAUCUUCAAUAGUGGACAGAGCUGCUGCGCGAUUGAGCGGGUCUAUGUGCAUCAGGGAAUCUACGAUGAGUUUGUGGCGGAGGUGAAGAAGGUGCUGAGUGGGUAUGUGGUUGGGGAUCCGUUCGAUAAGAAGACGCAGAUCGGGCCGGUGAUUUCAAAGCGCGCGAAGGAGGAUAUCGAGGCGCAUGUUGCUGAUGCGGUGGAGAAGGGGGCGAAGGAUGAGACGCCGGAGAAUGAGUCGUUUGAGAAUCCUCCGUCGGAGGGGAAUUAUGUUAGGCCUACGCUGUUGACGGGGGUUACGCAUGAGAUGCGGGUUAUGACGGAGGAGACGUUUGGGCCGGUGAUUCCGGUGAUGAAGGUCGAGGGGGAUGAGGAGGCUGUGAAGUGGAUGAAUUCCAGUGAGUUUGGGUUGACGGCUAGUGUGUGGACGAAGGAUGUUAAGGCUGCGGAGGAGUUGGUGGAGAGGGUUGAGGCUGGGACGGUGUUUGUUAAUCGGUCGGAUUACCCUAGUCCGGAUCUGGCUUGGACGGGAUGGAAGAAUUCGGGCCGUGGAGUGACGCUCAGUCGGUUUGGGUUCGAGCAGUUUGUGAAGUUGAAGAGUUAUCAUAUCAAGGAUUAUCCCAAAUAG
Molecule: messenger RNA, 1416 nt
Organism: Aspergillus luchuensis
Lineage: Eukaryota; Fungi; Ascomycota; Eurotiomycetes; Eurotiales; Aspergillaceae
Product: aldehyde dehydrogenase family protein
Exons: 2
Coding region: 1-1416 (471 amino acids)
Molecular function (GO): aldehyde dehydrogenase (NAD+) activity
Source: RefSeq, a predicted model, not a curated record